AUGGAAUCAAAGUUGAUUGCAGUCGACGGAUAAUUUUUGCUUCUCUAAGAAGUGCCAACAUUUUGUACGAAAUAAUUAUAAAUAUUUGAAUAUUUGUGCUUCUCUUUUUCGAUCAGUGCUUUGUUUUCGAUUAUUCUGUUCAUUUUAUUCUUCUUUUAAUUAUUUGGUUGCUAAUAAUACAUAAAAAACUGAGAUUAUUCAAAUUUUAAAACAAACAUCAUUAGUUCUAUUACAUCGAAAAUUCCGAAUUAAAAACAAAUCAUCAAGAAAGGAAAUCGGCUGCAAUGACAAGACUUACAUUAUUUUUAAUUGGUGUGGUUGCAUUUGACUUCAUCACUGCAGCAUCCAUUAAUGGACAAGGUGCUCGAGUAGAACAGAGACUCACCAAUGAAACAUUAGAUGGACGUCUUAGAGAAGCGAUUGAAGAAGAUCGCAUUGCUGACGUUAAACUUCUCAUUGAGAAUGGUGCCAAUGUCCAUGUAAAAGACAACGAUGGAAAUACACCUCUUCACUGGGCUGCUUGGAAAGGUUACAAGGAUGUCAUCCAACUUCUCAUCAAGAAAGGAGCCGAUGUUGAUGCAAAAGCCAACAAUGGAGUCACACCUCUUCAUACAGCUGCUGAGAAUGGUAAAAAGGAGGUCAUCCAACUUCUAAACGAUGCUUAUGCAAAAAGUAACGAUGGAAAGACACUUCUUCAUAUAGCUGCUAUGGAGGGUCAAAAGGAUAUAGUCCAACUUCUCACCGAGAAUGGUGUCGAUGUUCGUGCAAAAGACAACGAUGGAAAUACACCUCUUCACUGGGCUGCUCAGAAUGGUCACAUGGAAGUCGUCCAACUUCUCAUCAAGAAAGGAGCCGAUGUUGAUGCAAAAGCCAACAAUGGAGAGACACCUCUUCACCGGGCUGCUUGGAAUGGUCAAACGGAGACCGCUCAACUUCUCAUCGAAAAUGGUGCCGAUCUUCAUGUAAAAGAAAAUGGUUAUGAUAGGACACCGCUUCACUUCGCUGCUUUGAAUGAUAAAAAGGAGACUGCUCAACUUCUCAUUGAGAAAGGAGCCCAUGUCAAUGCAACGUGCAAAUAUCAAAAGACACCUCUUCUUGAAGCCGCUUAUUAUGGUCACAAUGAGAUUGUUAAACUUCUCACCGAGAAUGGUGCCAAUGUUCGUGCGGAAGACAGCGCUGGAAAAACACCUCUUCACUGGGCUGCUGGGAAUGGUCAUGAGGAGGUCGUCCAACUUCUCAUCAAGAACGGGGCCGAUGUUAAUGCAAAGAGCAUAUAUCAAAAGACACCUCUUCAUGAAGCUGCUUGGAGUGGUCAAAAGAAGAUCGCUCAGCUUCUCAUCGAGAGAGGGGCUGAUGUUAAUGCAAAGAACAUAUAUCAAAAGACACCUCUUCAUGAAGCUGCUGUGAAUGGUCACAAUGAGACUGCUCAAUUUCUCCGUGGAAAAGGUGCAUUUAUGUGAAACCCCUGAUUAUGUUCUUUAAUUCCGGCGUAGCAAAUUGUUUUGAAAUUUAUUUUCUGUCAAAAAAUGUGAAUUACUUUUGAAUAAAGAAUCAUAAAUACAAUACUGAUCACCUGAAA
Molecule: messenger RNA, 1579 nt
Organism: Sitodiplosis mosellana (orange wheat blossom midge)
Lineage: Eukaryota; Metazoa; Arthropoda; Insecta; Diptera; Cecidomyiidae
Product: ankyrin repeat, PH and SEC7 domain containing protein secG-like
Exons: 15
Coding region: 285-1460 (391 amino acids)
Biological process (GO): positive regulation of transcription by RNA polymerase II
Cellular component (GO): nucleus
Molecular function (GO): transcription cis-regulatory region binding; protein binding
Source: RefSeq, a predicted model, not a curated record